Cucurbita maxima (winter squash) is the source of this 2686-nucleotide messenger RNA. RefSeq names its product glutamate receptor 2.7-like. Gene Ontology annotation, molecular function: signaling receptor activity; ligand-gated monoatomic ion channel activity. Gene Ontology annotation, cellular component: plasma membrane. The record is from RefSeq and is a predicted model, not a curated record. Lineage: Eukaryota; Viridiplantae; Streptophyta; Magnoliopsida; Cucurbitales; Cucurbitaceae.
CAAGACCUGUAAUUAUCCAACCAUCUUCUUUCCAGGCAAGAUGCUCGCAGUCUUCUUGCACCAAAGUCUUGCUUCAUUAAUGCUAGAGGAAGUUUCUCAUUGUCUAAUUGGGCGGAGGAUAAGACCUCUCACAAUGUCUCAUCUCCAAAACUUGAACAUACACUAUGUUUCCAUCUCUUUACUUCUUCUGUUUGGUUGGGUUUCUCGUGUUGGAUGGCUUGUGCUCAACGCCUCAGACUAAUGAAACCCACCUGAGAUGUUCCGGGGACCACCCAAAAAGAGCAGUGAAGAUGGGAGUUAUUGCUGAUAAUAGCUCAAGAGUGGGGAGGGAACAGAUUGUAGCCAUUCACAUGGCUUUCAAGCAAAAUCCUCAUUUUUCUAAUUCAUGUCACAAGGUUGAGCUCCUCCUCCAGGAUUCGCCCGACAACUCCGCUCAGGCUGUCGCUACCGCUUUAAAUCUAAUUACACACAAAAGAGUGAAAGCCAUGUUUGGAACAUUGACAAGGGAGGAAGUAUCUGCAAUCUUUGAGCUCCACAAAGCCUCCAAGAAUAUCCCUAUCAUAUCGUUAUCUUCAGCCUCCAUAGUACCACCACCGACGAAGCAGAUUCCGACGUCAUUUCUUCAAAUGGCUAACGAUAUCACCCACCAAAUGCGGUGCCUUGCAGCCAUUGUUGGUGAAUUCCGAUGGCAGAGAGUCACUGCGCUCUACGAAGAUCGAAACGACGACUUUACGACCAAUAACAUGGCAAUUCUAAAACUCCUAUCUGAUUCCCUACGAGAUGUGAACUCAGAGAUUGAAAAUCACAUUGCUUUCUCUUUAUCAGAUCCUAAGCAAAUCACCGAAGAGAAGCUUAUGAACCUCAGCAGUAACAGCAACAGGGUUUACGUUUUGGUGCAAUCUUCAGUGGAGUUGGCCACUCUUCUCUUCAAAAAAGCAAAAGAAUUGAAUAUGAUGACAAAAGGGUACGUUUGGAUUGUUGGGGAUGAGAUGGCCAACCUUCUUGAUUCUUUAGAUUCCUCUGAUUUCCAUUACUUGCAAGGUGUUAUUGGGUGUAAGAUUUACUUUGAUGAAAGAACACCCUGUUUCAAGAAAUUCAAAACCAAAUUCCGGAGGGAUUAUUUGUCUGAAUUCCCAAAAGACGAAGGAGAAGGUGACCCAAGUAUCUUCGCAGUUCGAGCUUAUGAUGCAUAUAGGGCAAUUGCCUCCAGCAUGGAUGAGUUGCAAGGAAAUCAGUGGCCGCAAAAAGUUGUGGAAAGCAACUUCGAAGGCUUGAGUGGGUCGGUUGGGUUUAAGAAUGGCAUAUUGUCACAUGUACCCACUUUUCAGAUCAUUAACGUAUUUGGAAAAAGCUAUAAAGAGAUUGCAUUUUGGUCAACCAGGUUUGGAUUUUCUGACAUGUUAAAUCAACAAACAAACAUUCCAAAUGACGCCGUCAAUUUAUCCACCUUAGUCCUCUGGCCAGGUAAUGCAAGAAGGGUUCGAAAGGGUUGGGAUAUUAUGUCCCCAAAGAAACCAUUAAGGAUUGGGGUUCCAACAACAGCUGCCUUUCAAGAAUUUGUGCGAGUGGAUCACAAUCAUCAUAUCUCCGGCUUCUCCAUUAACGUGUUUCAAAAAGUUGCAGAAAAUUUAAAGCUACUCUACGAGUUCGUCCCUCGCAAUAUAUCUUAUGAUGAUUUGUUGAGAGAAGUCAACAAGAAGGAGUUUGAUGGGGCAGUGGGAGAUUUUGGGAUAUUUGCGGAUCGAUUUAAGUACGUGGAUUUUUCAGAACCAUAUUUGGAAAAUUCAGUGGUGAUGAUAGUGAAGGAGAAGCCAUUGAAGUGGACUCGAAUAUGGCUUUUCAUGAGAGCUUUCACUGCACCAAUGUGGCUGCUCAUGCUCUCCAUGCAUAUAUUUGUGAGCUCUGCAAUUUGGCUGGUUGAGCGUAAACAUAACGAUGCGUUGAAGGGAAUUGGCAGCAUGUUAUGGUUCUCGGUAUCACUCAUUUUUUACUUGCAUAGGGAACCUGUAAAGAGUGGAUUGGCUCGACUAGUGCUAGGGCCAUGGCUAUUCACCAUCCUUAUUGUGACAGCAAGUUUCACGGCCAGUCUGUCGUCCAUGAUGACAAUCUCGAGGUCCCAGCCAUAUUUUGACAUUGAAACCCUUAAGCUCCAAAAUGCGACAGUGGGGUGCAACAAAGGGUCUGUCAUGAAGAGAGCUCUAUCAGAAGUGAUGCAGUUUCACGUAGAGAAUAUCAAAGAGAUACCUUCAGUGGAUCUGUUCCCAAAUGCCUUGGAAUCUGGAGACAUUCAGGCAGCUUUCAUGUCGGCACCCCAUGCAAAAGUCUUCCUCGCAAAACACUGCAAAGGUUACACUAAAGUCACCAUCUUCAAGCUCGUCGGCAUGGGAUUCGCUUUUCCAAAAGGGUCUCCGUUGACGGUGGACGUAUCAGCGUCAAUCGCGGAGCUGAUUGAAAGAAGGGAAAUACCGGAUUUGAAAACGACGUUGCUUUCUACCUUCAACUGCUCCUCAAACUACGAUGAUCCAGAUGGGCCGGGUUUAGGACCCGAACCUUUUGUCGGUUUGCUUCUCAUUUCCUGCCUUAUAGCUUCCAUGGCUGUUCUAAUCACUGUUUGUCGUCUUGUAUUCUUCAACCCCACUCCAACCAAACCUCAUAUUCCCAUUUAGAUUGUACAUUAAAACCCUAU